Raphanus sativus (radish) is the source of this 1530-nucleotide messenger RNA. RefSeq lists its product as uncharacterized. The transcript has 8 exons. Gene Ontology annotation, cellular component: endoplasmic reticulum. The record is from RefSeq and is a predicted model, not a curated record. Lineage: Eukaryota; Viridiplantae; Streptophyta; Magnoliopsida; Brassicales; Brassicaceae. The coding region runs from base 141 to 1265 and encodes 374 amino acids. Gene Ontology annotation, molecular function: calcium ion binding.
ACUAUCUUUCCGACAGAUCCAGUUUAGUACUAGCUUCUUCUCUUCACUUCCAGUGUAGAAAGCUCUCAACUUGCUAAAAAGAAAAAAAAAAGAUUAGGGUUCGAAGCUUGAGAUUGAUUCCUUCUGUUACAAGAAAGAACAUGGGUAAAGCUUCGGUGAUACUAUACAUCACGGUGGGGAUCCUCGUCCUCUUCCUCAUCUCUUACUCCCCGAAGAAGAAGAGCCACCACGACGACCACGGUGGUCACAACCAACAUCACCGUCUCAAACUCCGCUCCUCUUUCAAUUUCAAACCCACUCGCCACGAUCCAAUCCCUUUCGACCCUCUCGUUGCUGACAUGGAGCGCCGUCGCGAGGAUAAGGAGUGGGAGCGGCAGCACAUUGAGCAUGAUCCGGCACCUGGUCACGAGUCGUCGCAGCCUGAGUGGGAGGAGUUCAUGGAUGCUGAGGAUUACUUGAAUGAUGAGAAGAAGUUCAAUGUCACUGAUAGGUUGAUAUCUUUGUUUCCAAAGAUUGAUGUUUCUCCUACCGAUGGGUAUGUGACUGAGAGUGAGCUGACUGAAUGGAAUAUGCAGUCUUCUGCCAGGGAGGUGAUGCACAGGAGUCAAAGAGACAUGGAUGUUCACGAUAGAAACAAGGAUGGUUUCGUUUCUUUCUCUGAGUAUGAACCUCCCUCUUGGGCCCGCGACUCGGGUAAUCAUUCAUUUGGCUACGACAUUGGUUGGUGGAAGGAGGAGCAUUUUAAUGCAUCAGAUGCGGAUGGUGAUGGUCUGCUGAAUUUAACUGAGUUCAACGACUUUCUUCAUCCUGCUGAUACCAAGAACUCUAAGCUGCUGCUCUGGUUGUGCAAGGAGGAAGUAAGAGAGAGAGAUUCAGAUAAAGAUGGUAAGAUCGGUUUCGAUGAGUUUUUCCACGGCCUCUUUGACACUGUGAGGAGCUACGAAGAAGAGAAUCACAAUGCCACGCAUCCUUAUCAUGACUUGCCUGAAGGCCCGGCAAAGCAGUUGUUUGCUCAGCUUGACAAAGAUGGUAACGGGUACUUAUCGGAUGUUGUUGAAUUGCUUCCCAUCAUCAGUAAAAUCCAUCCCACCGAGCAUUAUUACGCAAAAGAACAAGCUGAUUAUAUUAUAUCAAAGGCGGAUUCAGACAAAGAUGGACGUCUGACUUUGGCAGAGAUGAUUGAGCAUCCUUACGUUUUCUACAGUGCCAUCUUUGACGAAGAUGACACUGAUGAUGACUAUGGCCUCCAUGAUGAGUUUCGUUAGCUUAAUGAUGAUGGAAGAAAUAACAUCAGGCGGAAUACGUUAGAUAACUUCAAGGAACAUCCCUUUCAAAAACAGGUGAUCUUAUAGUUACAUCUCUUAUACUUGCAGAGUGCAGUACGACUCUCUCCCACGGCUGUUAGAACUUAGAAGAGUAUUUAUGAUUCAAAACAUCUGUGAAAGAAACAUAGUUGUCUUUGUAUGUUCUACUACGUAGUAAUACCUUUUAAAGCUUAAAUCUUUUGUAAGCAAAGCUUAUGAAGAGUAA